This is a messenger RNA of Varroa destructor (honeybee mite), 1746 nucleotides long. RefSeq names its product ubiquitin carboxyl-terminal hydrolase isozyme L5-like. NCBI's taxonomy places the organism in Eukaryota, Metazoa, Arthropoda, Arachnida, Mesostigmata, Varroidae. Gene Ontology annotation, cellular component: cytoplasm. The record is from RefSeq and is a predicted model, not a curated record. Gene Ontology annotation, molecular function: cysteine-type deubiquitinase activity. Gene Ontology annotation, biological process: protein deubiquitination; ubiquitin-dependent protein catabolic process.
UUUGCGCCCCCAACGAUCGCCCACUGCACAACACUCGGAGACUAACUUUGUGGACGCGGGAACAAGUUCGAAAUUUUGGCAGAGUACUAAAUGCGUUCUGGCGCCCACGUCGACCAUUUUCCGAGAGGUCCGCCAGUCUCUUGCGCAUCUCUCUUUCCAUUUCGUUCUAAACAGAGUUCCGACAAUUAUUGCCGACAACGGGAGUUAGUCUGUAUACCGGCUCAAGACCUCAGCAAGAUGAGUGCAGGAGACUGGUGUUUAAUCGAGAGCGAUCCCGGAGUAUUCUCGGAGCUCAUCCGAGGUUUCGGAGUAACAGGCGUACAAGUCGAAGAAAUUUAUUCGCUAGACGAGGAUUCAUUUGCCGAUUUGAAACCAGUUUAUGGGCUGAUAUUCUUAUUUAAGUACACAGAUAAGGCCGGGCCCUCGAAAGGUCGCGUAGUUCAACGUAAUGAUGUGUUUUUUGCUCGGCAAGUGAUCAACAACGCGUGUGCCACACAGGCCAUUCUUUCCGUACUUAUGAAUCUCAGUGAUCCUGACGUAAGCCUUGGUGACAAUUUGACUCAGCUGAGGGAUUUCACGAGCGAAUUUGAUGCUCAAAUGAAGGGGCUGACGAUUUCAAACUCAGAUGUAGUCCGCAAGGUGCACAACUCCUUCGCAAGACAGCAGAUAGUUGAGUUUGAGCAGAAAGCGGCAAAACAUGACGACGACAUAUACCAUUUCGUAGGCUACAUCCACUUCAAAGGAAAGGUGUUUGAGCUGGAUGGCCUUCAAGAGGGGCCUCUUGAACACUGCGAGGUACCGGUAGGUGAAGACUGGUUGAAGUAUGCAAGGCCGGUCAUUGAGCAACGCAUGGGACAAUAUGCCCAGGGCGAAAUACAUUUUAACUUGAUGGCACUCGUAAAAGAUCGACGAGCGGCGUGCAUUAGGAAAAUCGAAGCGUUGCGGGCAGAAGUUAAACAAGGCAAGAAAACUCAGGAAGAGAUUAACGCGGAACUGAACAAUCAUCUGAUAACCAUCAGAGACGAAGAAGCUAAGAUUCGUCGCUAUAAAGAGGAAAAUAUCCGGCGGCGACAUAACUACCUGCCGCUUAUCAUUGAGCUCCUUGAGAUCCUUGCUGAACAAGGCCGACUUGUCUCAUUAUGUGACAAAGCCAAGGAGAAAGCGCUUGAAAAGGAAAAGCUAAAGGCCGAAAAGAGGAAAGCAACCGAUAUCUCUAAAUAAAAAAAAAGCUGUAAUGACAACACUAUAGAUAUUGGACCCGUAUAUCAACGGAGUAAGAUUCAUUCAAGCUCAGAUUUAUAGCGAAAACUAGUUUAAAUGACCUGUUACGUAUGAGAAGACGAGAUCAGAUUGCUUAGGCGUUCCCGACACCGAAACAAGCAACAAAAAAAAACCAACAAAGAUGAUUAUCACUCUGUACUAUAAAGCGUGACGUGUAUGUUCUGAGAUGAAUGUAAAUUGAUGUAUUUUGUUAUCUAUAUAUUUGCAUGUAUACAUAUAAAUGAAUAUAGAGAUGACAGAUACCUGGACGUAUACCAGUGGUCGAAUGUUCUGCGUUCCAGACAUCGUGAGCUGGUGAGCAAUGAUAGAAUGGGAUCAUAUGCUAAAAAACUUCAAACAAAUAAAACUUAAUCAUGUACUAAGACAGUGAGACUCGGCGAGUGAUGGAAUGAAGCUUCGUUUACCAGUGAGACUAAAUGAAUAGAAAUAAACGAUAUUGGUAAGCAUGUAAAACUGCGAAAGCUG